CGGCACUGAUCUGACGGUGAUGGUUAAGGGGUGCGGUGCGAUGUCCCCCGUGCCCGUACCCGCUCCCCUUCCGAUCGAUACAAGCGAUGGAACGCUGAUAUGCUCGUGAUCAAGAGCAUUCGUUGGGAAGGUGGUCUGAGAUCGAAGCAGGGAGGAGGAGACGAGAGCAGGAUGACGAGGGGCAAGCAAAAGAUCGAGGCGCAGCGGAGGAACGCCGAGAGGAACCAGAAGCCCAAGGGUUCGCAGCUCGAGGCGAGGGCCGUCGGCCUCAAGGUCAUCUGCCCCAUCUGCAAGGUACAACUUGCGAAUCAUAACCAGCUGGUGGAUCAUUAUGGCUCGAAGCAUCCCAAGGAGAAGCCUCCGAGCGAGUCCGAGUGAUCCAUCCCCCCGCCAUAGGAGUGUUCCGAACCUUCUUACUACAUACGAAGACUUGGAAGAAAUAUAUGUAUCUAUCUUAAACCGGAAUAUGCUAUAACUCGAAUUCCAACUCUCUGACCACUCUUCGUCUUCGAUGGGGUACGGUGGUUGCGAUAUUUGGUCUAGGAAGAACUUGCUCUUCCGAGUAUUGGUAUUAACAUCUGUCUGAAACUUGGGCAAUGGCAGCGGUAAUGACUUGCUGUUUCGUUGCUCCCAGUUGGAUGAUCAGAAAGAAAGGUAGGUAUAGAUAAUGUUUGAUGUU
This is a messenger RNA of Musa acuminata subsp. malaccensis (wild Malaysian banana), 679 nucleotides long. RefSeq lists its product as uncharacterized. The record is from RefSeq and is a predicted model, not a curated record. NCBI's taxonomy places the organism in Eukaryota, Viridiplantae, Streptophyta, Magnoliopsida, Zingiberales, Musaceae.